CAAAACAUUCAACAUUCAUAAGCAAUUUCUUUAUAUUGAUUUAGCUACAUGCUUUUAAAAAUUAAUUUUGGAAAGCAGAGAAUGUAAAUAAAUUUACCUAUCAUUUCCAUUACAAAUAAGAUCAGCGAAUAAAAACAACUUUGUACCUUUUUGCUCUACAAAUUUUGCUCUUCUUUCCAUCUUAGCCAACUUUAGUCAAUAGCUACUUAAAGUUUUUAAAUUGAGGCACAACAUAAAAUUCAUAUUAAGUAGAUACUUCAGUUAGUAUGUGUAUCCACCCAUAUAACGAACAUUGAAAUCUAGAUGCAGGCUUUUUCACAAACCCAGAAAUUUUCCUCAUACCACCUCUCCCCAAUUUUAAAACACUAUUUUCCAAAUUUCAAUUAGAUAACUACCAUUCUUCAUAAUGUCCUUUACCAUGACUCACUUGUACUAUUAUUUACAUCAUAUUUAAACCAACUCAUUUUUUAACACCUUCAUUCUAAGAAAUGUCUAUGCAAUCAUAGGUUUGUUGUGCUCACUUUGGUUUUGAUUCACACAUUAAAAUAAACAUCACUAUUAAAAUAAAUGUUUUCAGGAGGCACCACGGCAUGGGUGUAUUUGGGAACCAAUGCUUUACCUCAUUUUUCUUACUCUGUGGACCGAAGCCACUUUCUUUCUUUCCCUCUAUUUUCCUCAUUCAACAAGGCCCACUUUUCUGUCCUUAAUUUACUGAUUUACCCUUUACUUGCCACCGUUGUCAUCACUGCCACCCUAAAGCUUGUAUCACCUCAGUUAUGAGCAACUCUCAUGUCAGUUUUUGCAGUUCCAGCUUCCUACCAAGGCUCAAUUCCACUGGUCAAAAGCCCCUCCACGCUUCAAAAUUUUGCCCACAGGUUAAAAUCCAGGCAAAUUUUCAAUUCACCUAACUCUUCCUCUGUUCUUGCCACUUACUCCAGGCUUCUAGCUAGCUAUUUCUGCACUGUCUUGUCUUUCUAAGGGCAAAAGCCUUUUUUACACUGAUAUAAUACUACAUUAGUGAACUAGGAGGUGUAAUUUGCCUUGUGUGCACAGCAAGUGAGUUACAGCUACUUGAAAUCUGAACUACCAUUACAGAUUUCUUUACAGCUAAUACUAAGUAUAUGUUGAGUAUCCAAAUUGUAUAUAUUUUUCAAGGCCUACAUUAAGACCAAACACUGCCAUAGAAUCUUUUCUCAAGCUAACUUCCUAAGAUAUUCUACUACAUGAGUUAUUUCUGAAUUACUACUGGAUUUUCUAAUUUCAUACCCAUAAUUAGGAAGCAACUACAUCACUUGCAGUGUCCAGCAGGGGACUGAGUAUUAAGAGCCCCCCCAGCCAACACUCCAUGAAGUCAGAAGAUCUGGAUGGAAGUACUGUUUCCACAAUCUACUACCUAUGUAACCUUGGACAAGGGCUCACUAAGAUUAUCUAAGUAAGUCUCAGAUGCCUCCUUCAUAAAAUACGGGUACCUAUUUUACAGUGCUCUGUGGCCAAGUCUUCAAAUUAGGAAGUGCUACAUAAUUGUGGUUUUUAUUCUGAGAUGAUAUCAGAAUCUUGCAGAAGAACAGCUAAGAUAAAUUCCUGAAAUUUGGAAUUCUUGUUCAUUUUAGGGCUGACUCAGAUAGCUGUUCUAAAAUUCUAGUUGCUUUAAAUACAUAUUAUUUCUGAACUUAAAGUAUUUACAUGGCUGCCUUUUUCUUGAAGAUGCUGCUAAUAAUUCUGCUUUUAUCUUUCCUACGUUGUGACAAAAAAAAAAACAAAAACAAAAACCGAGACUAAUCCCAACACUUUGGGAGGCUGAGGUGGGCGGAUCACUAGGCAGGAGUUCGAGAACAACCUGGCCAACAUGGUGAAACCCCAUCUCUAAAAAAUACAAAAAUUAGCUGGGUGUGGUGGUGCUCACCUGUAAUCCCAGCUACUUGGGAGGCUGAGGCAGGAGAACUGCUUGAACCUGGGAGGCAGGCUGCAGUGAGCUGAGAUUGCACCACUGCACUCCAGCCUGGGCAACAGGGUAAGAUUCCGUCCCAAAACAACAACAACAACAACAGAAAGAGAAAAAAACAAGAGAAUUUCAACCACCUUAAUACGGGGAUCUUUAGUGGCCAAUUAAAGGCUCUGGUCAAUUCUAAGCAUCACACUUACUGUAUUGCAGACCCAUGGCUUCCUACCCAUUUCUUGAUAAAAACAACAGAAUUUAUAGAGAAAAAACGUGCAAAGUUUGUUUUCUGUGGGACCUCAUUUAUCUGUAGUAUAACAUCCUUUGCCUCUUUUAAGAAGUGAACAUACAAGUCUUUCUUAAGCCACUGCCUUCAAUAGAACUAUUAAGAAGCUUCAGUUCUCAUUUUUAGAAUCCACCACCAUUUAUUUUAGCUCAUUUUGCAUGUCCUGGAAUUGGACCUCUUUUCUAGAUUAGAAGAAAAAAUUUACUAAAGUAUUAAGCUAUAACAUACACACAUCCAUCUUUUAAAUAAGGCCACGAAAUUCCAUGACAUCAGGGAGUUUGAGACUGCUCAUCAGUCAAGCUGUUACCAUCCCCAGAGGACAGAGUGUGAAGGAGAUAAAGAUCUCAGUGGUUUGUCUUCACCUUCUGGGAAACAAAUGCUCAAAUUCAGCUUGUUAUCUAAUCCUGGAAUUAACAAUAUUAAAAAAUAUAAAUUCCAAUAUAUCAAAUCCUUUCUCAUUUCUUUUCACAGGUUAUCCUAUACAUGUCAGAUGGAACUUUUUUCCUUGACUGAAGAAUUUUUACCUUUUGGUGGGAAUUACUUUAAGUAAAUAUCUAACAAACUGUCUCACUUCUUUUAGUUUAUUUCAUUCUCUUAAGAAUUCUACUAUUAUGGGUCGGCUAGGUACUGAGUGUGCCAGGCUCUACAGAGUGAAGACUUCAGUCUAUGGUCAUGGCAAAAUAUCUGAAGUUCAUUGCCAGGACUGUGAUGAUACAGGAAGGGAACGUGGAAAGUGCAUACAGAACCCUAAACAGAAUCCUCACUAUGAAUGGGUUCAUUGAGGACAUAAAGUGUCAGCGGUUUUAUGAGAAGCAAUGCCUCCUGCAACAGAGGGAAAGCUAUGAAAGGUGCCGGCGGAUCUACAACAUGGAAGUGGCUCACAAGAUCAACUCCUUGAUGCAAAAGAAUUGGGUAGAUCCAUGGCAGGGUUGCUGAGGCCUGUGGAUGAGAGACCCAGUGUGAAACCCUCAUCCAGUUUUGUCUCAGUUUUCUUUGUACAAUCCCAUUUCCUAUUACUGUUCUCUACAAUAAACUUAAACAAGUUUGCAAGAAGGCCUCCACAUAUAGAAACAAUCCCAUUAGUCAGCAGUGGACCCUCUCUUUUAUUAAGUGAAAGAAGAAACUGAGUCUGAAAGAAGUCUAGGAGCAGAAUGGUGUUUGCCAGGGGCUAGAGGAGGGGGCAAUGAGAAGUUAUUGUUUAAUGGGUACAGAGUUUCAGUUUGGGAAGAUGAAAAAGUUCAGGAGAUGAUGGCCAGGUGCGGUGGCUCACACCUGUUAUCCCAGCACCUUGGGAGGCUGAGGUGGGUGGAUCAAUUGAGGCCAGGAGGUAAUGACAAGCCUGGCCAACAUCGUGAAACCCCGUCUCAACUAAAAAUACAGGAAAAAAAAAAAAAUUAGCCAGGCAUGGUAGUGCACGCCUGUAGUCCCAGCUACUUGGGAGGCUGAGAUAGGAGAAUCGCUUGAACCAGAGAGGUGGAGGUUGCAGUGAGCCAAGAUCAUGCCACUGCACUCCAGCCUGGGAACAGAGUGAGAAGCUCAAAACAAAACAAAACAGCAGAUGGCUGAUGGAUGGUGAUAGGGGUUGCACAAAAAGGUGAAUGUACUUAAUGCCACUGAACUGUACACUUAAAUGGUUAAGAUGGUAAAUUUCAUGUUUUACUAUAAUAAAAACUUUUUUGAAA
Messenger RNA from Callithrix jacchus (white-tufted-ear marmoset), 3904 nucleotides. Lineage: Eukaryota; Metazoa; Chordata; Mammalia; Primates; Cebidae. The record is from RefSeq and is a predicted model, not a curated record.